Molecule: messenger RNA, 3349 nt
Organism: Branchiostoma belcheri (Belcher's lancelet)
Lineage: Eukaryota; Metazoa; Chordata; Leptocardii; Amphioxiformes; Branchiostomatidae
Product: matrix metalloproteinase-14-like
Exons: 12
Coding region: 160-2487 (775 amino acids)
Biological process (GO): proteolysis; collagen catabolic process; extracellular matrix organization
Cellular component (GO): extracellular matrix
Molecular function (GO): zinc ion binding; metalloendopeptidase activity
Source: RefSeq, a predicted model, not a curated record
CUUCUCGGUGGCAAGAGAAGAGUCGUCUGAAGUCACUCUCUUCAGCUUCAUUCCCCAGGUUCAGUUCAGGCUUUUGCCUUUGCUUCUUCCACUGCAACAGCGUCUUUGCAGCUCUCGACUACGUUUGUUUGAGCCUGUUCAAAGUUCUCGUGCUGAAACAUGAGGCUGGCGAUCCUAUUCGUCCUGCUGUGCGUGCUGGCACUGCUGGCCCCGGGGUCGGCCAGGCCGCCUAAGAGGAAGGACAAACCCCGCCACCCGGGCCGCGGCCACGGUCAUGGUCACGGGCGCGGCCGCGAGGAGGGCGGGCCUGGCAAGGACAGCGACGAGAUCAGUAAUGAGGAUUCGGAAGACGAUGACCACAUGGACGAGGACGACGGCAGGAUGGAAUGGGAGAUGGACGGAGAGGAGGAAGAUGAGGAGGAGGGCGGGCGCCCAGGCGGCGGGAGGGGCCGCGGUAGGGGCAGGGGCCGAGGGCGGGGACGCGGUAGGGGACACCAGGGCAGGGGCGGGGAAGAUAUGCCAGAGGAGGACAUGCCAGAGGAAGAUGAGGAGGAAGGUCAAGAAGAAGAAGUGGAACCUGCCGAGCCCGGAGACUUCGGUAACGUCCACGAGGACCUGACUCUGGAGAAGUACUACGUGGGCCUGCCUCUGGGGCUGGAGCAGGUGGACGAGGAGCGCCGAAACGUUCCCAAUAUCACCAUGGCCGUGAAAUACCUGGAUCAGUUCGGAUGGUACAAGGGAGACGAAGCUGAGAUGGCGACGGUCCGCAAGGCGAGCGACAUGACCACCACCAUGACUGAAGCCGUCUGCAAGUUUCAGAAGUUCGCCGGUCUCGACGUCACAUGCAAUAUCGACGAGCCGACCCUGGACAUGAUGAACAUGCCCCGCUGUGGAGUCAGGGAUGUCCGCGUGGCGAACUUCGUGCUGGGGAACAGGUGGGACCACACCGACCUGACCUACACCUUCAAGAACUUCUCUCCCGACCUCACUGAGGAAGAACAGAGGGACGCCAUCGCCAAGGCUUUGAACUUGUGGGCCGAGGUCACGCCCUUGACCUUUACCCCCGUUGCCCCUGACGACAACGCGGACAUCGUGAUCCAGUUCCUGUCCGGUGACCAUGGUGACGGCUCGCCGUUCGACGGGAAUGGCGGGACCCUGGGCCACGCCUUCUUCCCCGGACCCGGGAUCGGCGGGGACACCCACUUCGACGAGGCGGAAAUCUUUAACGUUGUGACGCCUGGAGAAUUCACCACGGCCGUGGACAUGAUGACGGUGGCUGCUCACGAGUUCGGCCACGCGCUCGGCCUGGGACACUCCAACAUCCAGGACGCGCUCAUGGCCCCCUUCUACCGGUUCUCGUCUGAUCUGCAGCUUCACGUGGACGACAUCACGGGCAUCCAGGAACUUUAUGGUGCGCCUUCCACUGUUGCGCCUACCCCGGGCGACAUGACAACCGAGGCCGCCACAACCGAGGCAGAAGAUGCCACAACUCAGGGACAAGACGUCACAACUCAGGGAGAAGACGUCACAACUCAGGAACAAGACGUCACUACUCAGGGAGAGCAGCUAACAACAGCAUUUGUCGAAGACACAACCUUGGUGGACACAACGACAGCGAGCACACCCAGGAGACCAGAGCCGACUACCACGCUAGCGACGACACAAGCCCCGACCACCACGGCGCCAGAGCCGACCACUACAGCAGCUCCCGAGCCCACAACUACUACAAACGCUCCCGCCGAACCCACAACCACGAAUGCUGCAGAACCUACAACUACGACAGUCCCAGAGCCCACCACGACAGUCCCCGAAACCACCACGACAACAACCGCGGAACCUACGACUACUCAGCCGGCCACAACAACGCCAGGUCCGGACGAUGCCGACACGUGCAGCGGCGCGCCCAUCGACGCUAUCACCACGCUGAAGAAUGAGACCACAUUCGUUUUCAGAGGAAAGUACUUCUGGCGGCUGAACUCGCGUGGCGCAGACCCAGGCUACCCUCAGAUGAUCGCCGACGCCUGGGACGGACUGUCCGACGACAUCGACGCCGCACUCAGCUGGCCCACUGGCAAGACCUACUUCUUUAAGGGUGACCAGUACUGGCGGUUUGAGAACGCGAAGAUGGACGACGGGUACCCGAAGGACAUCUCGAACUGGGGUCUGCCGGCCGACAUCGACGCCGCCAUGUACUACAAGCGUGGGCAUGGCGCUCCGUUCGGCCGCGGCAGGUCAGCGGUCACCUACUUCUUCAAAGGUGACGAAUACGUCCGUUACGCCACACGCACGGGAGUCGACCAGGGCUACCCCAAGGACAUCUCCAGGUGGGGCCGCAAGUUCCCUGACCGCCUGGACGCCGCUAUUCGCUACUCCAACGGCCGCAACUACGUGUUCGAGGGCGACAACUACUACAGACUGACUCGCUCUGGCCGCGUCUACUUCGGGUAUCCCCGCAGUGUGGCCAAAUGGUGGAUGGGUUGCGACUAAAUUAAAACCGCGUCCUGUAUUCUCAUUGGCCAAUCCUACUCCGUCAGGCGUUGUGAUUGGUUGAAAGUUGACAACGCUCAUGCAAUCUAACAGCAAAACUGCCAGUAUUGGUUAAAAUGUAUUGGUCAGAUCUAAAAACGUCCUGAAUUCUCAUUGGCUAAUCGCACUCCUUCUGGUGUUUUGAUUGGUUGAAAGUUGACAGCGCUUAUGCAAUGUAACAGCAAAACUGCCAGUAUUUGGUUAAACUGUAUUGGUCAGAUCUAAAAACGUCAUGAAUUCUCAUUGGCCAAUCCUACUCCACCAGGCGUUGUGAUUGGUUGAAAGUUGACAGCGCUUAUGCAAUGUAACAGGCAACUCUAUUCGUUAAAAAGUUAUGAGUCAGAUAGGCAGCUCUGUUUUAUACAUUUGAUAACUGGCUAUACCUUGAUAGUAUUAAACGCGUAUGAGAUGUACAUGUACCAGCGCAAAGUUUUCUAUGUUCGCCUCUUGAGAUUUGCAAUCAUUUUACAUGUUACUUUGUAGUUCGUUGUUACGUUUGGCGCUUAUGAUAGUUUUUGCAGCUUUUUGGGAAUCAUUGUGUGGUAGAAUUACAGUAUUCCGUUUGUUUUUUGUUCGUGCGACUGAGAAUAUGUAUCACUGAUGUGUUAAAAGGCACUGAAAGUCAAGACGAUUUGAAGACGAAAGUUUGGAAUGCUAGUCUUGCUUCUCAUUUACGGUAACUAAACGUCAUGCAUAUGUGGAACUUUUCGAAUUCGAUGUAUUGACUUAUUGACAAGUGAGAAAUGUACUCAAUUGCAAUGAAAUGUAAUGGAGAAAUGUAAAAAAAACCCACAAAUGUGUGUUUUCAAAUGCGGGCAUUUGU